AUGAGUCUUGAUAGCCUGCCCCGCGAGCUUCUCGCCAAAGUCGUCUCGCUUGAUUCUGGCUUGUCAAGGCGAGAUCUCAAGUCACUUAGACUGACCUGCCGCCAGCUGACUACCGAACCGUCGCGCAUCCUUUUCUAUGAAGUUCGGAUUUCCCCUCUUCUUCAAGAUUUUCAGCACUUCUUUGACUUUUCAGUGUCUCCUCUUGCCUCCCUAGUUCGAGUUCUCGUCUGGGAAGAGCUUGCGUUUGACACUACGCACUUCGAAUAUCCUUUUUGGAGGCCCUCAGUGCUUUAUAGGGAUGAAAAGGAGGAAAUGGAUGACAGUGAUGCGAAUAAACACUUCUUCAAAAAGCUCGGCAGGCUCGUGCAACUUUUGGGUGGCUCCCAGUAUAACUCGGGUUUUCCACGUCAGUCGGACCCUUCUACUGCGGAUAUGGUAUAUGAUAACGGACAGGUAAUUCCAAAAUUAAACUCUCCGGAUGAAUUCGUGUCUGCUGUCCGCAACAACAUGCCUAAUCUAUAUACCCUGGUCUCAAGGCCCAUGGAUGGCCGGCGGUGCCUUGGGCACCCCUCCUCGGGUCUCUCCAUAACCGUCAGCAGCCUCAGGCAACUUGUGCAGAGACGUACGACAGAUCUAAGCUACAACAUUGGUUUUACGGAUUAUUUCAUCCCGCUACUCGAAUCUUUGGCAAGUCAGGCGGCCAAUGAUGAAGCGCUAACAAACAAGAUUACCCAUCUGUUCUACUCAGACGAGGGCAUCCACACCCGUUCAGCUCUCCACCGGAUGGAAAAGCCUUUGAAUCUUCAUAUUUUUGAACAUCUUGUUCACUUUGAUCUCUGUCUCUGCAGUAGUCAGAUCAAGAGUCUUGCUUCCUCCGGAGAGUUUACAGCGUGCCUUGCGAAUGCGAAAAACUUGAGGAGCUUGAAAAUAUGCAACGAGAAGAGUCCCUCUAUGUCCAUUCCUAGCAUCAUUCCCACGCUUACCAAACUUGUUAGUGUGGAAUUCGUGGAAAUGAAAGGUAUUGGAUGGCCCGAGUGUGCCGGGAUCUCCCAGACUAUCGCUUUCAUUCGGCGCCACGCGAAGACACUGAGAAGGUUGUAUUUCACCUCCGCGACAGUCAGUGGUUCCUUUCUUACGGAACUUUCACGCUUGAAUUUGUUGCACUUGGAUACGUUUGUUAUAGCGUCAGGAGACGACACUGACAACGACGGCGAUUACUAUGGCGAGGGCUGCGGCUAUGAUUCCGACAGCGACUCCGCGACGCAUGAGCGUAUGAAUGAACAGACAGUUCUUGAUUAUGUCAACCAAGUGGAUGACCCCGAUCAGAAACCUCCACUAUCAUCUUACAUAGGUCAAAAGACGCAGAUAUCUACACACUCCCUAGUCUUCGACACAACUACCUGCCAGCUUUCAGCCUUCCAUGCUACGCGGGACAGCCUCUGGCAAAAGAGGGGAUAUGAUUUGAAGGAUAUCGAAGCUUUGGAUUCUGCUACCUUUGAACGAAGGGACGAACAUGGGAUAGCCCAUAGUCUUGGGCCCCGAAGGAUCUACCAUAUCGAGGCGGGUUUAUGGGUUGACUCGGACGAAGUUUUCUACGACCCCGUCACUGAUGAAGAGGUUGAUGAACCUUUUGAAAAACGAGAAAAGCCCAAAGAUGACUCCUGGACUGUCCAAGGACAACAUACGUGGGAUUCAGAAAUGGGUCUCUGGAGAGAUGGACAAGGAAAACUGAAGAAGUUCGCUGCUGAAAGGAAACUUCCAGAAAGACCACAAGUCCCCGCCGAUGACCAAGACUCUGAUUUCCACAUCGACAUGCAGCCUUUCUACGACAGAGAAGAAGACGAAUAUCUCCUCAGAAUCGAAAACUCUCCACGGUGGGAUUGGGGACGAGACGCAAACGGCCAGGUUUGGUACUGGGAAGCAAGUGGCACAGGUGGUCAGGCAACCGAGAUUUGGCGCUUCGAGCACAACGGAGAGAUUGCAUAUGGUCAUGAACCGCUGGACUUUUGGGAUGAUUGGUACGAUGAACCUGUGGAUAAGGCUGAGUCGACACCUUAUGGCUGGAAUCUACACGCUUUUCUCGCGAGUGAUAGACUUGGCAGUGAGAUUCCGCGGUGGAGCGCGUGCAAUUCCCUAGAUAUUUAUUGUAAGGAAGACGACCCGAUCUAUGGCAACAAUGACCUUUUUUAUUAUCUUCCAAAGCCAAUGGAUUUUGAGGUGUGGUCAGAUCAGCCAUGGGCCUAG
This is a messenger RNA of Fusarium mangiferae, 2244 nucleotides long. RefSeq lists its product as uncharacterized. NCBI's taxonomy places the organism in Eukaryota, Fungi, Ascomycota, Sordariomycetes, Hypocreales, Nectriaceae. The coding region runs from base 1 to 2244 and encodes 747 amino acids. The transcript has a single exon. The record is from RefSeq and is a predicted model, not a curated record.